CAGAAUAUCAGCCCACACACACACACAUCUCUCUCUCUCUCUCUCUCUCUCUCUCACACACACACACACACACACACACACACCAGGACAUCAGUUGUGCAGACGUGAAGGUGUGAGUUCUUCUGUCCUCCAUUUGAUCCUGUUGUUAAAGAACCUGAUCCCUGCAGGACUGAGGAGAGAGUAUGAGUGAGAUUCGUUCCUCAGAAACUCAAUGCGGUACCAAGGAGCUGAUGGAUGAUGGGAAAAAAGCCCCGGUGGAAAAGGUGUCUAAACCUCCCAGUCAGGACGGCGAGGAGGAAAUCGACAUCGACCUGGACGCUCCAGAGACGGAGAAAGCAGCUCUGGCCAUCCAGAAUCAGUUCAGACGUUUCCAGAAGAAAAAGAAGUAGAGAAGAAGCAGAAGAAAGGCAGGACGCAGGAGGAAAGAAGCUGCAAAGGAGGAGGAGGAGGAGAAGUGCGUGGGUGGAAAAUUAGGGGUCUCAGAAUACCAAAUAACAGUCUUUCCUACUGACACAGUGACAAUUACAUCUCACACGCUCUCUCUUUGUCUUUUUAUUUCUUUCUCGCUCUCUUUCUUUCUUGCAAUAAUUCCUGCAAUAGUAAUCAUCACUGCGUCGUAACGGCUUCUGUUCCUACAUAAAAUACAAUAAUGUAAAAUAAACACUGAGAAAUCAAUAAAUUCGUUCAUUCUGACUAGUAGGUGAUAAAUAUUUGAACCAUAUCAAAUUAUUUACUAUUAAAUUAACAAGUUAUUAUUAAGCCAGCUAGCUCACUAAGUUAACCAGUGCACACAGCGAAGAAAGCAAGCGAUCUGGCUAAAAUUAGAUAAAAUGUUUUUAUGUUAAAAUGCUGAAAUGAAAGGUUUCAACAGCGUCUUCCAGAGAGGACAGAUCCUUCCAUCCCAAACCUUACAUCCAGCAGAGUUAAUUUAUAACAACGGACAACAACAUGCAGGAGUGUGACGAGAUGUGUGACUGCAUACGCCGCAGGAUAGCCUGAAUAGCAGAAAAGCAGAAAACAGCAUGGAUAAUGGCAGAUAUUUAUCAGAUUUAAUUAGUAAUAACUCUAUUAUUAUUAUUAGAAAGAUUGUUUAACAGUUCUCCAUAAAAACAGAGAGAUAAAUCAGAGGAAAUGACGAUAGAGAAUCUCAUGCACUAGCUGAUGGAUGACAUUGACGCUAUUUAUUUAUCAUCUAUUAUAUACUCAACUGGAUAGUGAUGUUCAUAUCUGUUAGUAAUAUUGUUAUUAGGCAUCUUACACAUAUUCCUUACCUAAAUGGUGGUCUACAGCAAAGUAUAAAUAAAUGACAUUUUCAUUAAAAACUCAGUGAUGAUGAUCUGAGAUCUGAUGAUGAGGUUUUAUUGCUAUAAAUGUAAAAGCCAUAAUUCAUUUGAUAAUCAUUUACGAAUCUAAUGAGAUUGGGGAAGUGGUACAUCUAAAAAGAAUUCCCAGUGAGGACAGAAUUAUUGCUGGUAUCUAUUCAUGAUUUCAUUUAUAUUCCAGUGGGAAUGUUGUUGGUGAAAAUGUCUCUUGCAUGAAUGCAAAGUGAUGCAUUAGAAACAAUUUGCAGAGAAAGUUUGUGAAGUGAUUUAUUUCUCCAUCUGUGUCAUGCAAAUCUCAUUAUUAUUAUUAUUAUUAUUAUUAUUAUUAUUAUUAUCUCAUUACUAUUUGUGCUUUAAUUCCACUCCAAAACAAGAUGAUCAACAAAAUCUCUGGAAUCCAGUUCAUCUGGAUGACAUCACCAUGCUGCGUUUAAGCUGAUGAAGUGACUAUUAAAAUAAAACCACCAGGUUAUGUUCACAUAAUAAUGACUGUAGCUUUCGAUCAAUAAAUUCUUGAAUAUGUGAUGACCCAGCUCCAUUUGGGACACAAGCACUGGGUCCUUGGGUUCA
Messenger RNA from Hemibagrus wyckioides, 1892 nucleotides. It is a transcript of the gene pcp4l1, whose product is annotated as Purkinje cell protein 4 like 1. The record is from RefSeq and is a predicted model, not a curated record. The coding region runs from base 183 to 389 and encodes 68 amino acids. Gene Ontology annotation, molecular function: protein binding. The transcript is spliced from 3 exons. NCBI's taxonomy places the organism in Eukaryota, Metazoa, Chordata, Actinopteri, Siluriformes, Bagridae.